AUGAUUCUCGCCAUCGACAGGGCCAUUGACAGCAUUAUCAUAAAUCAGCCACAAGGAGACAUCACCCUGUACUCUGACAGCCUAUCUGUGCUACAAGCCCUCGAUAACCCCUACCACAACAAUCCACGAAUCAAGCAACUGAAAUUCAAAAUCCACACCUUACAAACUGCACACACCCAAUCCACACAUUUCGCACACGUCCCCGCCCACACGGGCAUUACCGGGAAUGAAAUCGCUGACAAACUAGCAAACAAGGCCCGCACACUACAAACAAAAGUCCAUGUUCCCUACAGUAAACGGUACCUCAGCAAACUGCUCUGGAGGGAACAAAAACAUGGAAACAUGGCAACAAAGCUGGGAAACCGAAAACCAAGACCGCGUUAUCAAAAAAUGGCUCCCACGAAUUCAAUAUGCCCACCUCAUUUUUCCCCUUCCUACUUCCUAAGCCAGAUGCUUACCAGGCACGGCAAUUUCCCAGCAUACUUUAAGAAACGCAACAUCGAUCACACACGAAAAUGUAAAUGCGGCGAUCCAAAUGCGGACGUCCUACACUACCUAACCCAAUGCACAGAAACCCUGCCCUUCACAAACAAAAUGGCGCGCGCCAUCAACACCCAAAUUACCCCCGAUAACCUACACAACAUCUUACAGUGCCCCUCCGGCCUGGACCUCGUCCGAGAGAUGGCAGAACACAUCUCCACCAACAUCAACCCAUCACCGACAAACCGAUAA
Ornithodoros turicata is the source of this 732-nucleotide messenger RNA. RefSeq lists its product as uncharacterized. The coding region runs from base 1 to 732 and encodes 243 amino acids. The transcript has a single exon. Gene Ontology annotation, biological process: DNA replication, removal of RNA primer. The record is from RefSeq and is a predicted model, not a curated record. NCBI's taxonomy places the organism in Eukaryota, Metazoa, Arthropoda, Arachnida, Ixodida, Argasidae. Gene Ontology annotation, molecular function: nucleic acid binding; RNA-DNA hybrid ribonuclease activity.